Messenger RNA from Hemibagrus wyckioides, 1279 nucleotides. RefSeq names its product aminoadipate-semialdehyde dehydrogenase-phosphopantetheinyl transferase (gene aasdhppt). Bases 291 to 1175 code for a protein of 294 amino acids. Gene Ontology annotation, molecular function: holo-[acyl-carrier-protein] synthase activity; magnesium ion binding. The record is from RefSeq and is a predicted model, not a curated record. The transcript has 6 exons. Lineage: Eukaryota; Metazoa; Chordata; Actinopteri; Siluriformes; Bagridae. Gene Ontology annotation, cellular component: cytosol. Gene Ontology annotation, biological process: fatty acid biosynthetic process.
GUGAUACUGCGCGUGCGCAAACAGACACGAGCUUUUAUCCUUCUGCACUUUUGGACCGGUCCAGAAAAAACGGAUUUAGUCACGUGUAUUUUAUGUAAAUAUAAUAUACAUAUAUAUAUAUAUGGGCUGUUAUUAGAGUAGCUCUGUCAUUUAAAAUGCACACGUGACUGGAAACAACAGACUUUAAUACCUGAGCGCGUGCAGAACUCCGUGAUGAAGGAUUGCUGUGUUAGUUCGGGAGACAGGACAUAAACAACCGAACGCUCGCGCCCUCGACUUUGAGCUGGCUGAUGGAGGGCGCGCGCUGGGCGUUCCGGUGCGGCGCGUGGAGCCCCAGCCGGUCAGAGUGGCUGCUGGCCGCGCGCUGUAUACAACCGGAGGAGAGAGAACGGAUCGGUCAGUUCGUGUUUGCCAAAGACGCCAAAGCAGCAAUAGCUGGUCGUCUGCUGAUCAGGAAGCUGGUGUGUGUAAAGAUGGGUCUGCCCUGGAACGGGUUCCGCUUGGACCGGUCUCCCCGAGGGAAGCCCUACCUGGCCCACGCCUCCUCUGACUCAGGCUCCGCCCCCUUGAGUUUCAACAUCUCCCAUCAGGGUGACUUUGCCGUGCUGGCGGCCGAACGCGGGAGGCAGGUGGGAGUGGACGUGAUGAAGACCGUCAGACCAGGCAGCAGCUCCGUGCAGGACUUCUUCCGCAUUAUGAAGCGUCAGUUCACUGAGUUCGAAUGGCGCACCAUCACGUCCUCACAGUCCGACUGGGACCAGCUGCACCUCUUCUACAGACACUGGGCUCUGAAGGAGAGCUUCAUUAAAGCAAUUGGCUCAGGGCUUGGCUUCGACUUGCAGAGGGUGGAGUUUCACAUUUCGCCCAAUCAGAUGCAGGAGGGGCGUGUCUUCUGCCAGACCAAAAUGCACCUGGACCAGGAGGAAGAGGAGGAUUGGACAUUUCAGGAGUGUUUAUUGGACGAACACCAUCACGUUGCCGUGGCGCUGGGAAAACCUGACGGCUCCGUCCCGAGCGAUGCUGGGAAUCCUGCAGAGGCCACAUCUCUUGGGUUCACCGUACUGAGCUUCAGUGAGCUGAUGAAAGAGGCCACGCCCCUUUCAGACGAAGACCCCGCCCACUGGGAGAGUUUCAGGAGGAAACAGGAAGCACCGCUGCGGCAGAGCGAAGGAUAAGCGGUGUAUAAAUGUUUGAUUUCAUAUGGUGAUGGUGUAGAGAAGUGAUGUAUUUCUGCAUCACACCCUAGGUGUGUGUAUAUAAUAAACCAGGCUGCUCAGUA